Molecule: messenger RNA, 10094 nt
Organism: Zalophus californianus (California sea lion)
Lineage: Eukaryota; Metazoa; Chordata; Mammalia; Carnivora; Otariidae
Gene: PTPRO
Product: protein tyrosine phosphatase receptor type O
Exons: 27
Coding region: 386-4036 (1216 amino acids)
Biological process (GO): peptidyl-tyrosine dephosphorylation involved in inactivation of protein kinase activity; podocyte differentiation; regulation of glomerular filtration
Cellular component (GO): plasma membrane; glutamatergic synapse; GABA-ergic synapse
Molecular function (GO): Wnt-protein binding; protein tyrosine phosphatase activity; cadherin binding
Source: RefSeq, a predicted model, not a curated record
CCGCGGCGCACGGUGAGAAUCUCCUGCGGCCGGAGGACCGCGGCAGGCUGGGCGCAGGGCAUCCGCCUCUCGCUCACCACUCGGACCCCGCUUCUCCACCGGCAGCCUCGGUGGCGGCGGCCGCAGAGCCUCGCCCACUCCAAUCCCCACCCUCUCUCUCCAUCCUUAGCUGUUAAAGAACGGCAGCGCCUGGCACGUUCCGGGAGGACCCCCGGAGCAGAAGAGGAAAGGGAGCAGGCGCAAGGAGACUGGAAAGGCAGCAUGCGCCCCCCGGGAGCAGCCUCGGCGCCCACGUUCUGAGGCGGGAGGCUCAGUUCGCCAUUGUGAGCCGCCGCCGGGGGAGUUCGCACGAGCCGCGGUCCCCCCGGGUCCCUUCGGCACCGUGAUGGGGCACCUGCCCACGAGACCGCGCGGCGGCCGCCGUUUCCUGUCUCUGUUCUGGUUCUUUGUGCUGCUCAAGAAUGCCACAACAUUCCAUGUAACUGUUCAAGAUGAUAAUAGCAUCGUUGUCUCUUUAGAAGCUUCAGAUGUCAUGAGCCCAUCAUCUGUGUAUGUUGUGAAGAUAACUGGGGAAUCAAAAAAUUACUUCUUCGAAUUUGAGGAAUUCAACAGCACUUUGCCUCCUCCUGUUACCUUUAAGGCUAAUUACCAUGGCCUUUAUUAUAUAAUCACUCUGGUAGUGGUAAAUGGAAAUGUGGUUACCAAGCCAUCCAGAUCAAUCACUGUGUUAACAAAACCCCUACCUGUAACCAGUGUUUCAAUAUAUGACUAUAAACCUUCUCCUGAAACAGGAGUCCUAUUUGAAAUUCAUUAUCCAGAAAAAUAUAAUGUUUUCACAAGAGUAAACAUAAGCUACUGGGAAGGUAAAGACUUCCGAACAAUGCUAUAUAAAGAUUUCUUUAAGGGAAAAACAGUAUUUAAUCACUGGCUGCCAGGAAUAUGUUAUAGUAACAUCACUUUUCAGCUGGUAUCUGAGGCAACUUUUAAUAAAAGUACUCUUGUGGAGUAUAGUGGUGUCAGUCAUGAACCUAAACAACACAGAACUGCCCCGUAUCCACCUAGAAAUAUCUCGGUUCGUAUUGUAAACUUGAACAAAAACAAUUGGGAAGAACAGAGUGGCAGUUUUCCAGAGGAAUCGUUCGUGAGAUCACAAGAUACAGUGGGAAAAGACAAACUCUUCCAUUUUACGGAUGAAACCCCUGAAAUUCCCUCUGGCAAUAUUUCUUCUGGUUGGCCCGAUUUCAACAGCAGUGACUACGAAACUACAUCCCAGCCCUAUUGGUGGGGCGGCGCAUCUGCAACCCCUGAAAGUGAAGAUGACUUUGUCAGUGUCCUUCCCAUGGAAUAUGAAAAUAACAGUACACUCAGUGAGACUGAGAAAUCAACAGCAGGCUCUCUCUCAUUUUUUCCUGUACAAAUGAUCCUGAAUUGGUUACCACCAAAACCACCCACUGCCUUCGAUGGGUUCCAUAUCCACAUAGAAAGAGAAGAAAACUUUACUGAAUAUUUGACAGUGGAUGAAGAAGCACAUGAAUUUGUUGCAGAAUUGAAGGAGCCUGGGAAAUAUAAGUUAUCUGUGACAACCUUUAGUUCCUCAGGAUCUUGUGAAACUCGAAAAAGUCAGUCAGCAAAAUCACUCAGUUUUUAUAUCAGCCCUUCAGGAGAGUGGAUGGAAGAACUGACUGAGAAGCCCCAGCAUGUGAGUGUCCACGUUCUAAGCUCAACCACCGCGUUGAUGUCCUGGACAUCGUCCCAGGAGAACUACAACGGCACCAUCGUGUCUGUGGUGUCGCUCACCUGCCAGAAACAGAAGGAGAGCCAGAGGCUAGAAAAGCAGUACUGCACUCAGGUGAACUCAAGCAAAUCUAUUAUUGAAAAUCUGGUUCCUGGUGCCCAGUACCAGGUCGUGAUGUACCUAAGAAAAGGCCCUUUGAUUGGACCCCCUUCAGAUCCUGUCACAUUUGCUAUCGUUCCAACAGGGAUAAAGGAUUUAAUGCUCUAUCCCUUGGGUCCUACGGCAGUGGUCCUGAGUUGGAGCAGACCUUACUUAGGAGUGUUCAGAAAAUAUGUAGUUGAAAUGUUUUAUUUCAACCCUGCAACGAUGACAUCAGAGUGGACAACGUACUAUGAAAUCGCAGCGACUGUCUCCUUGACUGCAUCCGUGAGGAUAGCCAAUCUGUUGCCAGCAUGGUACUACAACUUUCGAGUUACCAUGGUAACAUGGGGAGACCCGGAAUUGAGCUGUUGUGACAGCUCCACCAUCAGCUUCAUAACAGCCCCAGUUGCUCCAGAAAUCACAUCUGUGGAGUAUUUCAACAGUCUGUUAUAUAUCAGUUGGACAUAUGGUGAUGACAAAACUGACCUCUCCCAUUCUAGAAUGCUACACUGGAUGGUUGUUGCAGAAGGAAAGAAGAAAAUUAAAAAGAGUGUCACACGCAAUGUCAUGACUGCAAUUCUCAGCCUGCCUCCAGGAGAUAUCUACAACCUCUCAGUAACCGCUUGCACAGAACGAGGAAGUAAUACCUCCAUGCUCCGACUUGUCAAGCUAGAACCAGCUCCCCCAAAAUCACUGUUUGCCGUGAAUAAAACCCAGACUUCGGUGACUUUGCUGUGGGUGGAAGAGGGAAUAGCUGAUUUCUUUGAAGUCUUCUGUCAACCAGUUGGCUCGAGUCAAGAAACAAAACUCCAGGAGCCGAUUUCUGUUUCCUCUCACGUUGUGACCAUCUCCAGCCUCCUUCCUGCCACUGCCUACAACUGUAGUGUCACCAGCUUCAGCCACGACAGCCCCAGUGUCCCCACGUUCAUAGCCGUCUCAACAAUGGUUACAGAGAUGAACCCCAAUGUGGUAGUCAUCUCAGUACUGGCCAUCCUCAGUACACUGUUAAUUGGACUGCUGCUCGUGACCCUUAUCAUUCUGAGGAAAAAGCACCUCCAGAUGGCAAGGGAAUGCGGAGCAGGAACUUUUGUCAAUUUCGCUUCUUUGGAGAGGGAUGGAAAGCUUCCAUACAACUGGCGUAGGAGUAUAUUUGCUUUCUUAACCCUGCUACCCUCAUGUCUUUGGACUGAUUAUCUUUUGGCAUUUUAUAUUAAUCCUUGGAGUAAAAAUGGUUUAAAGAAGAGGAAACUGACUAACCCAGUUCAACUGGAUGACUUUGACGCCUACAUCAAGGAUAUGGCCAAAGACUCUGACUAUAAAUUUUCUCUUCAAUUUGAGGAGUUGAAAUUGAUUGGACUGGACAUCCCACACUUUGCAGCAGACCUUCCACUGAACCGAUGUAAAAAUCGUUACACAAACAUCCUACCGUAUGACUUUAGCCGAGUGAGAUUAGUCUCCAUGAAUGAAGAGGAAGGCACAGACUAUAUCAAUGCCAACUACAUUCCUGGAUACAACUCACCCCAGGAGUAUAUUGCCACACAGGGGCCACUGCCUGAGACCAGAAAUGACUUUUGGAAGAUGGUUCUACAACAGAAAUCCCAGAUGAUUGUCAUGCUCACGCAGUGUAACGAGAAAAGAAGGGUGAAAUGUGAUCAUUACUGGCCAUUCACGGAAGAACCCAUAGCUUACGGAGACAUCACCGUGGAGAUGACCUCGGAGGAAGAGAGGGAUGACUGGGCCUGCAGACACUUCCGGAUCAACUAUGCUGAUGAGAUGCAGGAUGUGAUGCAUUUCAACUACAUGGCGUGGCCUGAUCACGGGGUGCCCACGGCAAAUGCUGCAGAGAGCAUCCUGCAGUUUGUACACGUGGUUCGACAGCAAGCUCCCAAAAGCAAAGGCCCCAUGAUCGUGCACUGCAGUGCCGGAGUUGGCCGGACGGGAACAUUCAUUGCCCUGGACAGGCUCUCGCAGCACAUUCGGGAUCAUGAGUUUGUCGACAUCUUAGGGCUGGUGUCCGAAAUGCGAUCCUACCGGAUGUCUAUGGUGCAGACAGAGGAGCAGUAUAUUUUUAUCCACCAGUGUGUGCAACUGAUGUGGAUGAAGAAGAAGCAGCAGUUCUGCAUCAGCGAUGUCAUCUAUGAAAAUGUUAGCAAGUCCUAGUUCAGAAUCCAGAGCAGACAGGACAUGCCUCCCUUGCUUCCAGAGUUUUUAGGGGCCCUGUUGGCCAUUUUGCUAAGAAGAGCCCCUGCUUUGUAGUCUGUGGCCAAGGAGACAAUCUAUCUCACCGAAGCACCGGGAAGACUUAGCCUUAAAGAGCCUACAGUGUCUUUUGGACUCCUUCACUUCUGGACAUUUAAUAACGGACCAAAUUCAACUGAACACCACAAAGGUCCAGACGCUCUGCAAAGGGCAGGAAGCACAGCACUUCCGAAGAGUUUCCUUGGCCCUUGGCUGGUUGGGCUGAGUUUUUUGUUGUUGUUUUUAAGUGCAAUAAUUUUUGUAUGUGUGAUUUUAUCAGGAAGUUGAAUUGUUUUCUACCCACACGACCGACCAAGCCCAUAGCCCAAGGGGGAACAGGAAUGGUUAGUAUCAAAUUAUACCUCAUUGUUAAAAAGUGGCCUGGCCACACAUGAGGAAAUGUCAAUUCCACUUCAAGGAAAUUGAACCAGCGAUAUCGGUCCUCCAACAUUAAGCUGCUGGAUCAGGAGCGGGGUGGGGGGAGGGGGUGGGGAAGAGAGAAGGCUUCUACCCACAGAUCGACUGCAUAUCUUUUCCAAAUAGGAAAAGCUGUAAUGCAGCUGCAAAGUAGAGUAGAAAAAAUAUUUAAGUCUUAAUUGUUCUAGUUCUUGAUGGUUUUCUUCCUUAUUAACAGUUAAGUGUUGUUUUUUCCUGGGCCCUCUUGAACUAAUGUCACUGUCCAGAUUCUUUUUUCACCAAACCAGAUCUGGUUCAGAACAGUUUGAAGAAGGACUCUUAAGACUCCAUUGCUGUCUGAGCAACCUUGGUGCCUAGACUUUGCAUUCCUUUUUCUGUGGACCUGCAUACAUGUGAAAGCUAUUUCUUUGAGAACUAUAUAGGCUGUGAAAAACGCACUUUCUUGCCCCCAAAGAGCUGGGGAUUUAUGAAGUUAUGGCAACGAACUGCAGCAUGCUAGGAUGAUUAUUUGGCUAUUGUCAAGCGUCUCUAUGAAUUCCAACGGAGGUUUCUUUUGGUUUUGUUUUCUUUCGGGUUGUCAGUUUCAUUUUAACCAGUGUAACUAGUAACAUUUUCUUCGGAUUUUGUAUAAUUACAGUACAUGAUUGUGUAUUGUGACCUACAUGCUGUCAAGAUGGACGCUGACAGCAUCGUGAAGCCUGUUACUUUGUGUCACUUCCUUAACAAAAAUAAGAGGUGAUGGUAUGGAGAUACAAAGGAAAACAUUUGGAGCUGAGAGUAAACACAAGCUGACUGCUUCACUGUGGCAAUGUGGCUGUCCUGCCUUCCCGUGUGUGCUUCCGCAGGCUUUGCUCUUCUCUGUGUAUCUGAUCAUUAACCCCUGGCCCUGGCUUCCCUUCACUCCUGAUCAUAUUCACGAAGCCAUGUACCUAGGAGCAGCUUAAUAAUUUAUCAGUGACCUUAGUGGUGGCGAAGGAUGCCAAGCAAACAGCUCCGCACCCUGCCGUCUCCUGCCACUGAGAAGGCUUGGCCACAGCGGACCUUGGCACGGGUCUUUGCAAGAGCUGGUCAGUGAGUCUCAGGUUCACCUUGCAGGGGGAAUGGCAGAGGACACCCAGACCCCGUGGCUUAACAGCUUGGGCUCCUCAGGUGUUGUGAGUUCUCCCUCGCCUCCCUUCCUCCCCUUCUCGUCUCCCUGCUGCCACCCCCUCUUCUCACCCCUGCCUGUUCCAUUUCCCUUCUUGGACAUGUUCAUAAGGUAUCGCUCCAUUCUCAGGAACACACGGGGCUAAAGAAAGGUGGCAAAGGGAUGUGUGACAUUCUUAGAUUUCCACACAAGGACAGGUCAGGAGGGAUACGGGCAACCUUGGAGGGGGCCAAUAAGAUGGAGUGGGUAGGCUGGAAUUCGUUUUGGCUCCGCAGACCGGACUAUUACUUCCCCUGAAACUUAAAGCACUUCGUAAAUAUUUCAUGUUUUUUUCUUGAGCUGUCGGGAUCAAAUGGUACCAGAUCAGUUUUCCCAAAAGAGAAGAUAAAGUAUCCAGCGUUUGGACUGAAGACUCCGAACUGAGACCACAGAAAGUUCCCACGAAAGCACUUUACCAGAUCCUUCCUUCAGGGGUCUCCAGAGCAGUCACUUUGUUCACUGGGACACGGGUGCUUCUGAGGCUGUAGAAUUUAUAGUGAGGAAAGCAACCGUCAGAAGGCUUGGAUUUUCAUCCCAACAGAUGCCUUUGGGACUUCUCUCUCCCAAGUCGCCGCUCACAAGCUGUAGAAUGUCUUACCAUAGCUCCAGAUUUUUCAGAUAUAAAGAGUAUCAGUAUGACAAUUCACCCAAAGGUGAUUUGCAUCUUGUCCUCUCAUGUACCCUAAAACCACUUUAACCAGCUUCACUUCCACUCCAGGACUCAAUAUGAGCAUUCAGAGGGGAGGUUGCCAGGGCCUCUGUAUUAUUAAUAAGGUUAUUGUUGUUGUCGUUGCUGUUUUAAUCAUCUGAGUGGUGCUACAAUGUUCUGAACUCAGAGGUGCUGGCACAUACAGGUCAAAAUAGCCUACAUGGUGCAUGGAAAGAGAGGAAGACUUUGGAAUCACAAAGUAUUUAACUUACAGUGUGUGGAGAUCCAAUUUCUUCACUGCAAAAGUCAAUUUCUAAAGUUACCAUGAGGGCCUAAUUUAUAAAUUUAAUAUUUAAUACCAAUAUAUUCCUCACUACACAUUAUAUGGUGUUAUUUAACUUGAAAAGGAAAAAAAAGUGAUGGAUGACAACAUUUUUUUGGACAGCAUUUUUAAUUCAAGGCUUAUCAUUUUCCACUACAAAGUCGACAUGACCCCUCAAAUUGAGAGUAGUAAGAUUAUUUUAAUCUCUUAUAAAAUCUUUAAUCAGAUUUUCUAAUGUCUCUCCUUUUCUAAAAGCUUCCCCUCCCAUACCCCCCACCCUGCCCCAAAAGGCAAUACAUCUCUCAAAGAAGGCUGUGGUGUCAACACAGAAGGCAGGGGCUGGAGACGUUGGAUCUGAAUUUUUUUACAGACCAUAUGAUAGCUGCUUGCUGGAGGAUUGGCCCUUAGCCAAGGAGUUAAAGUUACUGAAUCCAAUCUCUAAGAGCCAAAAUCCUCCCCGCUUUCUAGCAAGGAGGCCUUCCUUUCCACCUCAGGAAACGUCUGAUAUAAUGUGCUUCAAAUGAGCUGGCUCGCUUCCUGGCUCACAGCUUUCUAGCCGGGUACUUGGCACAGGCUCCAAGUCCAGAGGCCAUGCCCAGGACUAAAUAUAACAUCUCCUUUGGCCAAAGGGGUUAUAAAGCAACAAAAACAGAACACAUGCAGAUUUCUACCCCUAGUUUUUCACAGCCCCAUUUGGAUGCAUUUGGAAAAACAAAAAACAAAAAACGUGAGCUAUGAUAUCUCUGACACCUGGUCCUUCAGAACAGCAAGAGUUUUGUGUUCGGUUUCAGCCAGUGCUUACGGCCAGGCCUGAUCCUGGUGGGUUCACUCGAUGAAAGAUGGAGUGUGAUGUGUAGCUCUGGGAGUUGUAUCAUGAGGGAUAUUAAGAAACUGAAAGCCGUUCAGGGCAGAGUCACCAGAACCGUUAGGGAUAUGGAAAACAGCAGGUCAAAGUUUCCAAGAACUUGAGAGAAGUGGGGCCCUUAAGCCCGGAGUAAAGUUAGCGUCCUUUGUUUAUUCAAUCAUUAAUUCAACAAAUGUUUGUUGACCGAAUCCUGUUGAACAAAUCAAUCCAUUGACCAGUGAAAGAUUUCUUGAUGACUUGCGAUACGCUAGGCGCUGUGAGAAGCACAAGUGGUGCCAUAUGGUCACUUUUAAAAAUGUGCCAUGAAAUCCGGUUGUUGUUGGAAGGAACAAGAAAACAGUAGUCAAGUCUUUUUCACUAUGUUUCACUUACAUAUCUCAAAACAUUAUCAGUAUAUUUUCGACAGGGCCUACCAGUCAAGAGAACGGUGUUAGGCUUUUUUCCCUAUGGCUUGUAGAACAGCGAACUAGCUUCUCAUUGUUCUUGUUGCUCAUCCGUCACUACCCUGACAUGGUCCUGUUCCUUGAGGAGAAUCACCCAGCCAGCCUCCUCUCCUCCUCCAAAGAGGACUCUCCUCAACCAUAUAGAUCCCUGGUGGAUGGUGAGUUCUUUUCUACUGAGCCCUUCUGGCAUGCCCUCACCAGGCAGUCCAUCCCUUCAUUUGUCAGAAAGUAUUUCCUUCUUCUGUUUACACGUAUAACCACCUUAUUGCUAACAUUAAGAAUGUCUGAGUCCAUACCUCUCGUGGAUAUAGGCUUGAAGCCCAAAUCGUGUCCCCAUUUUGGUAAAAGGGCAGGCGCUAUGUGUGCUAGCGCCCAGAGCUGCUUUGAACACAGGUCUAAUUUCAAACCAUUCCAUUUGAGAAACAGUCAACUCCUAACCCUCUCAAAAAAUCAUUUAUUUACUCAGCAUCCCCUAUGAGGCCCAGGGCCUACGAAGAUGGAUGAGACAAGGUUCCUGCUUCGAGGAAUUUCUAUUCUAUUAGGGGAAGUUAGAAGUGAAACUAAAGGCAACGGAGUUACACGCACUGUGAUAGAAAAACAUAAAGCAUCCAAUGCAGGCCCAAGAGCGGGGCAGGUGAUUUUUUUUUUUCUAGAAGGGUCAAAAAAGACUACCCUGCCAUAUGAAAGUGUUAAAGACCGCAGAGCCAUAUUAAGAAAUACUAAUGAUGUACACUCAUUCCUGCACUCAGCAAGCAUUCAUAAAACCCACUGUAUCAGUCACCAGAGCCCAUAUGGGCAACUUAACCUCCAAUCCUGCCUUCUGAAACUUUUCUUUCUGGAUGACUCCAAAGUGACAAUCUCUUUCCAAGCCUCCACAGACAGCUCUAGCUCAUGUGUUAUUCUGCAAAAUACAGUGAAUUUACUAUUACUGCCGAUGUAACAGCACAUCAAGCCCACAUUUGCCAGCUACUUACAGUCCGUGCUGUGCAAGGAAGAUAGGCAGAAACGGUUAACUCUACUCCCUGGACUGUGAUGCUGAAAAUCACCCAGGAGCAAACUUCCAUCUCUGCCUGUUGGUCUGUCUGUCUCUCUCUGUCCCUCCCUUCCUCCCUCCAGAUUGAGAUGGUGGUGCCAAAAAGACAGAAGGAGACUGGGGCCCUGAAUCACUACCUGGAGCAGGAAUACCUGCCCACCAGCCCAUGAUGUGACCAAGUAACACAUUUCCAUUGUGUUCUCACAGUGAUUCUGGUAUCGUCAGCCCGGGCAGUCAAGCUGCUCUGAACUAAUAUGGCAGCACAAGGAUACAUUUUACGACCGUGGGUGGCCUCCAUUACCAUGGGCAUUUUCCAGGGCAAUGGUGUGUACUUCCUAAUAAAAUUCCCAGAAGGCAGGUGAGAAAUGAAACAGAGCAGAGCAAGGUUACCCCACAAUGCAAACAAGUGCUCAGGAAGAGGCCACAGGAGCAAUGAUGGUUCUUUUAAUAAAGUCUUCUAUGGAAAUAUAUGCAUUCUUCUCCAGAAGUGGUUUUCCCCUGCAUUAGAUCUCUCCUUCUCUUUGUCAUCCCUUUUUAAACCCUAUCAUAAGAAGACCAUUACUUAGGAAACCCACUUGAAUUCUUUAGCCUUAUGUAAGGCUAUUGGCUCUGAAUCAAAGUCCUGGAUUCCUAUUAACAAUAGGUCCCACUGUGGUUUCACAUCAAUAAAAGCCCAAACGUACAGGAGGCCAUGAGGCUUGGCGUGUGCGGUGAUGCUCAGGAAAACUAGGAAAAGUUCACUGGAACCACUACCGCCUUUACAGAUAUAAAACAGAAUGGUCUUGGAAGGGUUCCUUUAUGUCCCAAACCAAACUAGAUUACAUCCUCCCGUAACCCGUGAGUAAGCUUGGGACACAGGCCAGCCAAGGGUCCAGCAGCAUAGCAGAAGGGAGCUGCUUAGAACAAGAGACGAUGGACAGGGAGAGACUUGAGCUGAAACUCUGCCCAUCUGUGACUCACUUGUCUCAUCUGUGAAAUGGACAUGGUGAUGGUGGCUUUUUGGUAGCACAGGGCUUCAAGAAGAUGCCAUAACAUGUGGUGGGGCUGAAAACAAUACGUGGAAAA